CACCGGUACGAGCUACAAUGCCCAAAGCGCCCUCUUCCCCGGCGCCCUGCGUGAAGCGGUUCAUCGCUCUGAUCAAUGAGAACAACAACGAAAGGCCUGAGCACGCCGAUGUGCCCCAUCUGCCCGCCUUCACCCCCCAGAAACUGAUAGGACGACACGUGUUUCACGGAGCGGCUGAAGACCAUCCGUCGGCGGUGACCUGGAACACAUGGGACAGCAGCAAACCCACCACAGACGACCGUCCGCUUGAAGAAGCAGAUCUCAGGUGGAACACGUUGGGGGGACUGUCACGUGAUCACCGCCAUGCAAGGCAAGGGCGCGAACAGAAUGUCAUAUCGGAGCAUCUUUACGAGCAUUGUACGUAAAACACCUGG
Molecule: messenger RNA, 374 nt
Organism: Lymnaea stagnalis (great pond snail)
Lineage: Eukaryota; Metazoa; Mollusca; Gastropoda; Lymnaeidae
Source: the annotation of a GenBank genome assembly